GCCAUCGUUUAUUUUUCACUUUCGGUCAGGGGUAUUAUUAAACGCACGCCGCCCAGGUCAGAACGACAACCGUACAACUGCACUGAAAAGGAACCGCAGAGAAACAGAGAGAGAGAGAGAGAGAGAGAGAGAGACGAAGCCAUGCAAGCGAAAGCUUCGCGUGAAGCUCUUUAAAGGGUUAAAAUCGUCAUUUAAUAUCCCCACGAGACCCCCCUUAUCCCUCGUUGUACUCGUUCUGGUUACGUUACGUCCAUUUGAAAAUAUCCAAAUUUAAUCCCCCACAACUUAACCAGCGCGUGACGAAUAGUUUCCGAUGCAUGUGAAUGAGAGUUGCCGAGACGUGCUUUAUAUGAGCGUGGAAAAAGAUACACAACCGACCAGAGUUACAGCUUUACGGCCUUCGUUAUCCACAAAACCGAACUAACUGAAACUGCCAAGGACAAUAUUACGGAAAUACCCUCUUUUGGGCCCCACUGGUCGAGGACUUGACAUCUGCAGAAGUGUCUGUGGAAUGGAACAAAGAAUUUCUGAUCAAAAAAAAAAAAAUUAUAAAGCUUCUCUUUCUCUCUCUCAUUCACUACACCUUCACAGGCAAAAUGGCACAUCAAAUAAUUCACCCUGGCAUUAAUGGCAUUUACCACUUUGCCACUUGCUCUUUCACUGCCAUCCCUAAGCUCUAUCAAUACCAGCUCAACCACCAAGACCACUGUUUUAGGGCUAGGGUUCUCUGUUCCGCUUUCCGCGCUGCCCCUUUGAAAAUAUUUUCGUCAACUUCGAAGAGUUUUUGGAAUAUUUUCUACGUAGCACAGGUGAGCCUUUUAGAGGGCCUUGAAAUUUUUGCAGAGCUCAUGAUGAUUCUGAGUUGAGUUGCAUGCGCAAAUUUGUUUUUCUUCUUAAAGAUGACGGACGGGCGGCGUCAUUCGGUUGAUAUUCCUAUUUCAAAGACUCUUGUAGCCUUGAGAAGAGUGAGGUCUCUGAGGGAUCCAUCAACAAAUUCUAUGAGCAAGUUCUCGUCUUCAAUCGACAAUGCAAACUGGGAUACCAAUUCAAGUAAUGGCAUAUCUCUGGGAUUCUUAGAUUCUUGCCAACAAGGUAUUUCUAGUAAAAACCAUGCUUUGAGACCAAAGAAAUGUAAUUUAUAUGGACAAAGAGAAGAGUACAUGGAUGAUUAUGAAAGUAGCCGUGGUUUGGGGAAAUCUCUUUUGAACUUGUAUGACAAUUCAGGGUGGGAUGGAGGUAUAAGCACUCCUUUUGAAACCGAACAGGCUGAAGGAUUAGGUGAUAGUGAAUCAUAUGAGGAAGAAAAUUUACGAAAUAAAGCAUUGAGUGAAAGAAAUUGCAAUUGCAAAAAUCAUAUUGAGAAAGGGCUUGACUUGACAUGCAUCACACAUGGAAAGAAUCCUUUAGAGGAUGUAGACUCAUACGAUGAACCAGCCAUAGGAUCAGUGGAAGAAGGGUUAGAUCAUAUUGCAUCAAAACGAAACUUCCAAUGCAAAAAUCAAGUAAAAUUAUCUGGGGCAGUUGGUGAUGUUAUGAGUCGAAUGAGUAGUCCAUAUCCCUCCACAAGUGAUGUUGUUUCAAGCCAUGACAUAUCUUUAUUUACAAAAGAAGAUGUUGAUGUUGAAGACCAUAAUGACCGUGGAUGUGGGAUAAGCUGUUGUUGGUCAAGAACACCUAGAUUCAGAGGGGACAUCGUUCCUUCUGAUGUAGAAGGUCGUCCCUUGUUAUGGAGGAAUCUGGAUGACUUAUCAUUUUAUGAAAACCGAAACUUGAAACACAGUGGUAGUGAAAUAAUUUCACAUUCUGAAACCCCUAGGAGUCUUAGUCAGAAAUUCAGGCCAAAAUCUUUUAAUGAGUUAGUGGGGCAAAAUGUAGUAGCAAGAUCUUUGUUGGGUGCUAUAUCAAGAGGAAGAUUAACCUCAUUCUAUCUUUUCCAUGGCCCCCGUGGUACAGGCAAAACCUCUGCCUCAAGGAUUUUUGCUGCUGCACUGAAUUGCCUCUCACUUGAGGAGCAUAGGCCAUGUGGUCUGUGCCGGGAAUGUGUUUCUUUCUUUUCUGGAAGGAGCAAGGACGUCAAGGAAGUGGAUUCUGUGAGAAUCAAUAGGCGAGACAGGGUUAGAUAUCUAAUUAAGAAUGCAUUGAUCCCUCCAGCUUCUUCACGGUUUAAGGUUUUUAUAAUUGAUGAGUGCCAUUUGUUGCAUGGGGAAACAUGGGCCACUGUUUUGAAUAGCCUGGAUAAUCUCUCACAACAUGUUAUCUUUGUGAUGAUCACUCCUAAUUUGGAUAAGCUGCCCCGAAGUGCAGUGGCACGGUCCCAAAGAUAUCACUUUCCUAAGAUAAGAGAUGCUGAUAUUGCAAGCAGAUUGGGAAGAAUAUGCGUUGAAGAGGGUCUUGAUUUUGACCAAGCUGCCUUAGACUUUAUCGCUGCCAAAUCCAAUGGAUCACUUAGGGAUGCUGAGAUGAUGCUUGAUCAGCUGAGUCUGCUUGGUAGAAAGAUCACAAUGUCCCUGGCAUAUGAACUUAUUGGCAUUGUUUCUGAUGAUGAAUUGCUUGAUUUGCUGGAUUUGGCAUUGUCCUCGGACACUUCAAAUACAGUAUUAAGAGCCAGAGAACUGAUGAGGUCAAGGAUUGAUCCUAUGCAACUUAUUUCACAGCUGGCAAAUCUUGUUAUGGACAUUCUUGUGGGUAACUGUCAGGAAGGUUGCUCUGAAGUCAGAAGAAAGUUUCACAGUAAGCAUAAUUCUGAAGUGGACUUGCAGAAGCUGGGCCAUGCAUUAAAGAUACUAUCUGAAACUGAAAAGCAACUGAGGAUGUCAAAAAAUCAAACAACAUGGCUCACUGUAGCUCUUCUGCAGCUAAGUUCUGUGGAAGUUUCUUCCUUGGAUGUAAACAAUUCAAAGUUAUGGUUGGGUAAUGCGCAUGAUAAAGGGAAGAGAUGCCAACAUCUUGUCGGUUGUUCAUGUGAGGACUGUCAGUCACAUAAGUUGGGAAUGCAGGAUGAUUGUAAAGGACCUUUAGAAUCCAUAUGGAAGAGAGCUACGGAAUUAUGCCGACCCACUUCACUGAAGAAUUUUCUGGAAAAACAAGGGAAAUUGUCUUCUCUAUUUGUUAGUAAAGGACAAGGUUUAGCGGUAGCCGAAUUGGAAUUCUGCCAUCCAGACUAUGUAUCCAAGGCAGAGAAGUCAUGGAAACUGAUUGUAAAUUCACUUCAGUCCAUUUUGGAUUGUAAUGUGGAGAUCAGGAUCAAUCUUGUACCUUGCCCUUCUAAUACAAAGCAUGUCAAAGUAAAUAAGCAAUCUUUCAGCUUGUUCAGUUGUUCCCGGAGAAUGCAGAAGUCUCAAUCAACUACUGAACAUGCAAGUGACUCGGACUAUUCUGAGUACACCUCUGAAAAACCUAUGAUAAGUGACAAAUCUAUGUUACCUUCAUCCUCUUGCUGUGGUUCUCAAAUGCCACAUAAUUGUUGCAGCAAAAUGGAGGUGAUAAAGACAUUGAGAAAUGAUGAAGGAAAUGUACCAAGGACAUCAACCUCAUCCCACAGAUCAUUAGGAGAUUAUAUGCCAAAUUCUGAGUUAGCAAUUGCUGCUUCAAAUGAACAGGCAAACAACAACCAUAGAGGCCAUGUUUUAUGUUUCCGCGAACCAGAGAAUCAGCCAAACUGUUUUUCUAGAUUGUUAAGGCUUCAGAAGAAGCUGCGUACGUCAGAGACCUCUCAGAUGAUUUGCUGCAGCCAACUACAAAACGGUCUCACAAUGUCUCAACCAAGGAAGUCAUAUUCUGGAAAAUUUUUAAGUGCCAACAAUUCAAGUGUUCCCUGCAGCUGCUCUAACACCUGCACUAGCAGCACCAGAGAUGAGAAUGAACUGAGGGAGGAAUCAGAAGCCCUUUGUUGGAGAACCCGAAUAUAUCCCCCUAGAAAGGCGUGCCAGACAAGGCAUCAACGACAAGAUUCGCAUUCGGUUGGGUGGGUUCUUCCCUGUGGUACUGUCAAAUAGCUGGUGAAAAUCUGAGAGUUUUGAUAUGUUUGCCUGCAUUUGGGAAGCUUCACAAAAAAGUAUUGCAGAUGCCUUCUGUGGGUUUGGGUUAUCAAAUGUUGAACUAAGCAAGCUUGUCUUGUCCUGUGCUCCCUUUUCGUUUUGUAUAAACAUUCUUUUUGGAAAAAGGAAUAUAUAUAUUUAGGAAUCAA
This is a messenger RNA of Ziziphus jujuba (common jujube), 4186 nucleotides long. Its product is annotated as protein STICHEL-like 2. The coding region runs from base 900 to 3995 and encodes 1031 amino acids. Gene Ontology annotation, cellular component: DNA polymerase III complex; DNA replication factor C complex; nucleus. Gene Ontology annotation, biological process: DNA-templated DNA replication; DNA repair. NCBI's taxonomy places the organism in Eukaryota, Viridiplantae, Streptophyta, Magnoliopsida, Rosales, Rhamnaceae. The record is from RefSeq and is a predicted model, not a curated record. The transcript has 8 exons. Gene Ontology annotation, molecular function: ATP binding; DNA-directed DNA polymerase activity; DNA clamp loader activity.